AUGAAUUUCAAAUUGAAUUGGGUCACUUUGUUUUGUACGGCCCUUUGGUUGCAUUUUGCGACGGCCAAUAAGGGUACUAUCACAGAGAAGCAGAAUCAAAUCUGCAGUGGUAUGUAUUCUAAAGAGGAUUGGAGUGGUCGUGUAGAUCCAUAUAUUUCGUUCGAUUUAAAGAAAUUGAACAAAGAAGGCAUCUCUGUGGUGAUCUUUGAUUUCCAAGAUUACAUCCACAUUGGGGCUAAGACGAAAGCGGGUGUAGUUAAGUAUAUCUGUGACGAAGAAGCGAUAAAAGAGAAUCUAUGUCAAGAAAAGAACAAGAACCAGUUUAUCAUUUCACCUGAAGCGUAUGAUCCAGAUAGUGAUACCGAAAAGUCAUUAAGUGCCGACAUUCAUACGUUCUAUGUGGGAAAUACAGGUCUUGUGAAGGACAAAUAUGCCAUUAAGAAAACUGGUUACUAUUGUGUUGGUACUUACGCUAAGGACACUGGGAUCUCUUACAAGGCUGAGGUAAAUUUCAGGAAUAGUUUUGGUAAUCUAGCUGCUUCUGAAAUUAACAAAUUGCCAUUGUAUGGGUUAUUGGCAAUCUUUUAUGUUGUCGCUAUGGCCUUGUACUUAUUUGCCUUCUGGAAACACAAGCAUGAACUAUUGCCCUUGCAAAAAUAUUUACUGGCUGCAUUUGUGUUUUUAACCAUUGAUACAAUCUUCAUUUGGGGUUACUAUGACUUGAAGAACACUAAGGGUUCGACCGCUGGUACCACUGUUUACAUGGUCAUUGUUUCAAUCUUGAACUCUGCAAAGAUCACCAUGUCUCUAUUCUUACUUCUUGUUAUUUGCAAAGGUUACGGUGUGGUUUACCCUAAAUUGAACAAGACCACGAUGAGACGUGUUCAAUUUUUCUCCGUACUUACGUUUGCUAUAUCUGUCGCUGCCCUUAUUCAAAACUAUAUGACUCCUUCAGAUUCGACAUCCAUGGUCCCAUUGUUUUUCUUUAUCCCAUUAGGCAUCUGUUUCAUGAUUUUCUACUUCUUGAUUCUACAAUCCCUCGAUCAAACUGUCAAAUACUUGAAGCAACAAAAGCAAAUCGUUAAAUUGGGCAUGUACAAAAAAUUGAUAAUUAUUUUUUAUGUCGCCUUAUUCGUUAUUUUUGGUGGUAUAAUUCUAUCCUCUUUUGUUUUAAUCGGUAUGAGUAGUAUCGAGAUGGUCGAACAACAUUGGAGAACUAGAUUCUUCUUUGUGGAUUUCUGGCCAUCCUUGGUAUAUUAUGCCGUAUUCGUUGCUCUUUCCUUCACAUGGAGACCUACAUCUACUUCUUAUAUGUUAGCUGUGUCGCAACAAUUGCCAACAGAUCCAGAAAAUGUUGCAGAUUUCGAUCUAGACGAUUUGCAAUCUUUGGAACAAGAAUGGAACCAAGAGUACGAACAACCAGCCGGAUCUGAACCAAAUGAAGCAGACCUAAAUUUCUCAGAUGAUGAAAACGAUAAGAAAAAGCCGGUGCAACCAUCAGCCUGA
Molecule: messenger RNA, 1506 nt
Organism: Kluyveromyces lactis
Lineage: Eukaryota; Fungi; Ascomycota; Saccharomycetes; Saccharomycetales; Saccharomycetaceae
Exons: 1
Coding region: 1-1506 (501 amino acids)
Biological process (GO): retrograde transport, endosome to Golgi
Cellular component (GO): membrane; Golgi apparatus
Source: RefSeq, a predicted model, not a curated record